Messenger RNA from Colletotrichum aenigma, 1227 nucleotides. RefSeq names its product Chorismate synthase (gene aro-2). The transcript is spliced from 2 exons. Gene Ontology annotation, cellular component: cytosol. The record is from RefSeq and is a predicted model, not a curated record. Gene Ontology annotation, biological process: aromatic amino acid biosynthetic process; chorismate biosynthetic process. Gene Ontology annotation, molecular function: chorismate synthase activity; FMN binding. NCBI's taxonomy places the organism in Eukaryota, Fungi, Ascomycota, Sordariomycetes, Glomerellales, Glomerellaceae. The coding region runs from base 1 to 1227 and encodes 408 amino acids.
AUGUCGACGUUCGGCAACUACUUCAAGGUCACGACCUACGGCGAGUCCCACGGCAAGUCUGUCGGCGUCAUCGUCGACGGCGUGCCGCCCGGCUUGACCCUCACCGAGUCCGAUGUUCAGCCCCAGCUGAACCGCCGCCGCCCCGGCCAGAGCGCCCUCACCACCCCGCGAAACGAGAAGGACCGCGUUGUCAUCCAGAGCGGCACCGAGUUCGGCGUCACUUUGGGCACCCCGCUCGGCAUGAUCGUCCAGAACGAGGACCAGCGUCCCAAAGACUACGGCAACUCCACCAUGGACAUGUUCCCCCGCCCGUCUCAUGCCGACUGGACCUACCUCGAGAAGUACGGCGUCAAGGCCAGCUCCGGCGGAGGCCGCUCCUCCGCCCGCGAGACCAUCGCCCGUGUCGCCGCCGGCGCUGUCGCCGAGAAGUACCUCCGCGAGGCCUACGGCACAACAAUCACCGCCUUCACCACCAGCGUCGGCAACGUCCACCUCUUCCCCCCGACCCCCGAGCACCCGACCCCGUCCACGAACCCCGCCUUCCUCUCCCUCCUCAACACCAUCGACCGCAAGACCGUCGACGAGUUCCUCCCCGUCCGCUGCCCCCACGAGGAGACAAACGAGAAGAUGAUUGACUGCAUCAGCGACUUCAAGAAGCGCGAGGACAGCAUCGGCGGCACCGUCACCUGCGUCAUCCGCAACCCGCCCAUCGGCCUCGGCGAGCCCUGCUUCGACAAGCUCGAGGCCGAGCUGGCCCACGCCAUGAUGAGCAUCCCCGCCACCAAGGGCUUCGAGAUCGGUUCCGGCUUCGGCGGCUGCGAGAUCCCCGGCUCCACGCACAACGACGCCUUCGUCAAGACCCCCGAGAGCGAGAUCCAGGCCGAGGGCCAGCGCAUGGGUAUCCCGCGCUCCAAGCUGACCACCAAGACUAACUACUCCGGCGGCGUCCAGGGCGGCAUCUCCAACGGCGCGCCCAUCUACUUCCGCAUCGCCUUCAAGCCCCCCGCCACCAUCGGCCAGGACCAGACGACGGCGACCUACGACGGUGAGAGCGAGGGUGUCCUGGCCGCCAAGGGCCGUCAUGACCCCUGUGUUGUGCCCCGCGCUAUCCCCAUUGUCGAGGGUAUGGCGGCCAUUGUGCUGAUGGACGCGCUCAUGGCUCAGCACGCGAGACAGCUGACGAGGAGCCUGCUGCCGCCUGUCAAGAAGGAGAACGGAAAGGCGUAA